This is a messenger RNA of Symbiodinium sp. CCMP2592, 1998 nucleotides long. The record is from the annotation of a GenBank genome assembly. NCBI's taxonomy places the organism in Eukaryota, Dinophyceae, Suessiales, Symbiodiniaceae.
AUGUCGAUCAAACCUGAUGGCUGGCGGAGCCCUUCGGCGAGCCUGUACUUGGUGUACGGCCUGGUAGUUUUCUACGCCCUGUGCUACCAGCUGCAGGCUCCACUGGAACCCUUCUUAGUGGAACGGCUUGUGGGCAAGGAUAAUGCAUCAGAGGCCAGCGUGUCAUACGGACGCUUGCAGUCUCUUUUCUCAGGCAUUCAGAUGUUUGCCUCCCUUUUGUUUGGCCACAUACUCGACAAGGCAGGUGUCCGUGUAGGAUUCAUUCUCAAUUUCAUGGCGUGCGCUGCCACUUAUUUCUUGCUCUCUAUCACUGACUCCAUGGCCAUGCUGUACGCCUCCAAAAUUCCUGGGAUCGGAAUGGCUGGCUUCCUGUGUGCUCAGACUGCGGUCAGUGAGUUAACUGCAGCCGGUCCGGAGCGCGUCCAGGCACUCGGGCGUCUGACAACGGCCUACACACUUGGUGGCAUCGUCGGGCCAUACUGUGGCGGACUUCUGGGUGCGAAGGGUGAUUAUUUCCUGAGCGCGAAACUUGCCAUGCUCGGCUCCAUCUUAGCAGCAGCAGGGUGCAUCCUGCUACCCAGCAGUGCCAAAAGGACAGCAGACAAGAGCGAGGAAGACCGGGAGGCGAAAACAAACGCAUCCGAGCGGCUAUCCUGGGUCUCACGGAUCUGCAUUGUUCUGAGGGCAGCUGGCUUCUUGAGCAUGGUGAAGCUCAUCACUUCAACCUCGAACUCCAUGGCCUCUGCCACUCAAAGCUUGGUGUUGAAGAACGAACUGAAAUUUGCUGAGGCUGAUUUGGGCUUUUUUAUGUCUGCGCAGUUUGCUUUCGGUGCCUUUUCAAACGCAGUGCUGCUCGGUCCGGUGACUGAGCUCCUCGGGGGUGCGCCGCGUUUCGUUGUGCGAAACUGCAUCGUGGGCAUGGCCAUCGGUUAUUGCUUCCAAGCUUUCUUGAAUUCUGAUGUCGCAGGGAUCUCGUAUCUCAUGCAACCAAUCGUUCGCCAAUGCAGUUUCGUUGCUAUGGCACUACUUCUGUCGAUAUUCCAGUACAGCUUGGCAACCAGCAUCACAGCCGAAAACACGCAGUUGGUGCCCGAAGACAUGAAGGGUACUUUGAUAGGCAUGGAACACUGCAUUUUCUCAGCGGCUCGGGUUGUGACCCCAGCCAUGGGCAUCAACAUCUUGAACGAAUAUGGCAUGGGAGGACUGUAUGCUUCAUGUGCGUCAAUUUUCAUCGCAACCUACAUCCUUUGGGUCGUAGCGCAGGAAACCCAGGAGCCGCAGAUGGCCGACGAGGCAGCUUUCGAAGGGGAAGACAACAAGAGGCCUCACUGGGAUGCGCCAUCCAGAUGUGGCGCGUGUGCCGGUGAUCUCCAGGUCCCGCUCAGUCUACUCUCGCGUGCAUAUGCUGGGACUGGAUUCGGCGACGAUGCAGCAGACUGGGAGGGAUACCUAGCGGUGGAGAACGCCAACGGGUUUACGAACUCCGCCCUAUACGGCGAGGUCAACGAGCAAGAUUUUGCCGAGCUGCUGAGAGACCACCUGCUCCCUCCAGCACGUGUUUACGACCUCGGAAGUGGUACGGGGAAGCUCGUAAAUCUAGCUGCUGUGCUGGGUUUCCGAGCGACCGGUGUUGAGCUGGAGCCUGGACGCCAUCACAGAGCAUGCAGUGCAGCGAAGGCUAUGCUGCGGGUUCAGGCAGAUGUCGCAUUGGAAGGCUUGCAGCCCGUCCAGCCUCGGUUCCUCCUCGCCAGCUUUCUGGAUUUCGAUUUCUCAGAUGCGGACCUGGUCUGGGCAAAUUCCGUGGUUUUUAGCCCCGCGAUGAUGGAGGCUGUGGCGGCACAGGCGCGCAAGAUGCGCCCGGGAGCAUACGUUGUCAGCCACAAGCUGUUGCCUGGACCAGGCUUUGAACCAUGCGGCGACGCAUUCCUGAGGGUUUCCUGGCGGCCUGAGGGCCGAGUUUGUUUCAAAGUGCAGAAAGUGCUCGGCGAACCGAGCUAG